This is a messenger RNA of Paramisgurnus dabryanus, 3298 nucleotides long. It is a transcript of the gene socs1b, whose product is annotated as suppressor of cytokine signaling 1b. The record is from RefSeq and is a predicted model, not a curated record. Gene Ontology annotation, cellular component: phosphatidylinositol 3-kinase complex. Gene Ontology annotation, molecular function: 1-phosphatidylinositol-3-kinase regulator activity. Lineage: Eukaryota; Metazoa; Chordata; Actinopteri; Cypriniformes; Cobitidae. Gene Ontology annotation, biological process: intracellular signal transduction; phosphatidylinositol phosphate biosynthetic process.
UAAACAACUGAAGCAUGCGCAUAGUUGGUCCUAAAACAACAAAGACCUACUGUACAGACUGUAUGUCUGGUGUACGUUUACAGCCUCGCAUUAUAAAACUUUUAUCGUAGUAUUUUUCGAUUGCUGCAGUUCACGGGUAAUAAAAACGUUGAAGUCUUCAAAAAUGCCGACAAACUUCCGUUAAGAUACGCAUUCCGGAGCUUUGGUCAUCUCAUAAACGAGGUCAACCAAGAGACAGCUCUUAAAGAUUGACGCACCAACUCCAACUGAACUGACGGGAUUGAGAAAACAUUUCAACAGCUACACAUUGCAAGGACGCAGAAAUUAUGUUCUUACCACAUAUGGUGUUCUUGUGCUCACAUCUGCUGUGUACAUGCUGAGGCGACAUAAGGAGAAACAUGAAGCAACACCUGCAGCCACUUAAACAACAAUGGAAAGUUUGGGCUUUGGGGAAGGGGACUAAAUGGGACUAUUGCAAUAAAUUAUGAUUGCCACAUAUUUGGACCCUGGUUGAUGUUUUCAUGUCCUUUGCCGGACGUUUACUUUUUAUCAUGCACAAACUUUUUGUAUUGCAUUUUUAUAUUAGUAUCGAUAUCUAUGUAUGGCGUUUUCACCGUUUAGUGAUUAGCCAGCAGAGUGCAGUGUUAGCUUAUAAAGGACAUUUUUUUUUUUUUUUUAGAAAACGCUUUAUCUUGCAUGAUAAAGGCAAAUUGGGUAGUUGUUUUAUAAAUGUUUGUUUUAAAUUAGUGAAGUUACUAUCACAUGUGGGUCUAUAAAGAAGUUAAUAAAUAAUCUUGUUUCAUAAGUUGUAAAGUUACACUUUUGAUUUUUAUCUAAACCGAAACACACCUUCUCCCUAUUUGAUGCAAUGUUAUGUAAGGUUUAGGUUUUAUAAGUCUCAGCACUGUUGUAAUAUUUUGUUUUUUCCCCCCAUUUAAUUGUUUCAGAAUGAUAAUUUCCUUUAAUUUUGAUUGUGAGUCAUUCUGAAAGUGAAGGUUCAUUCAAGCCGUUUUGCAGUUAAUAGUGAUCACAUAACAUUCUAUUGUUUUGGCACAAACAUGUGAUUGAAAAAAAACUUCCUCAAACCUUUAAAAAUCCAAUGAUGCUACAUUUGUUUUUUUUUUUUGUUUUUUUUUUUACUUUGACAUCAACAUUUUUGUCUCCGACUUGAAAAUAUGUGUUGCAAGGGACCAAUCAAAAAAUGUGCACAUUAUCGAUGUGCUUUAGCCCUUAGACUAAUGCCAAAGUGAAACUAAAAUGGAAAAAACACCUGUAUUUAAGUCUUUGAUGGGUUGUGGUGUGCAUUUUCCUCUUGCCUAAGACAAGACAGGACAUUACACCCAUCUGUAGAAACAAAUCUUUAUCAGGUGAAUGUGCACAUAGUUUUAUGUCAGGCAGUGGAUAACAGCUGGCCUUUUUGAAUGUUUGCAAUUUUUGUUGUUUUUUUGGGUGUUCAUCUCCAAGGGGAAUCAACUUUCUGGAUUCAUCUGGAGUAUACCGUGCUGUGCAAGGCUGCACAGAAUCAAUCGUUUAUGCGCUGGGACAAUGGGGGAAUGUUAUGAGUGGGAGCCAAUCCAGAAUGGUCCAACACAAUGACACAGACCUUACAGCUGAGCCACAAGGCCCACCAAAGACAGUCGAACUCCCUGUGCCCUAUCCCAUCGGGCCGACGCACUUUCGGCCCUUUCGGCACCAGCGGGACUGUGAUCUUAUCACCCAGACCAUGCAUUACUUGAGCCAAAGUGGAUUUUACUGGGGUCCCUAUGAAGUGGAUGAGGCACACGCACAACUAGCUAAACUCCCGCUCGGGACAUUUCUGCUCAGGGACAGCAUGCAGACGAAUGUUUUUUUCACUCUGAGCUAUCAGGCUCCCGAGGGUCCGACUAGCGUACGGGUGCUCCUGAAAGAUGGGGAAUUCAGUUUAGCGGGAAGUAAACACACAUUCUCUUGCCUUUUUGGCCUUUUGGCGUACUACAUUGCGUCCCCCAAAAAGAGCUUGAGUAGACCUUAUCGAGGAAAUGCACCGCAGGGUCUGCAAGAACUGGCAAGAAGAGCCGUAAUGAACAGAUGUCGAAAAGAAAACAUUCGACAGCUUCCUUUGAGCAGGGAGCUUCAAGAUUUUCUCUCUUCGUACCCUUUUAGCAUAUGAAUGUGCGCUGUUAAUGUGUUACACGGUUCACAUACUGUUUCUUGUCAUUUCAUAGGAUUCUGUUUUAGUGCCUAACGAGACAUAGUGGAUAUAAAUGUGUAGGGAUAGUUUGGACCUGGAAAUAUGCACUACAAAACGAUUAGAAAAUUUCCCAAAUUGGCUGUUACAGUGGUAUUGGUUCAUGCUACAAAUUUGUUACUUUAAAGUAUUGUUUGCUUUUAUAUGAAUGUAAAACUAUUUAACAUACUGAAGAGUGUCCGAUAUCAGUAUAAAACGUUUGGUACAUAUUUACAAGAUGUAGUUUAUGUAAUCUAUAGUGUGUAUUUUAUGAUGAUGUCUGCUAUGCAGAUAUUUAAAGCAUUUCACUAGUUGGUGUAAAGUACAAUUAUUUUUCCUUUUUUUUUAGUUUUAUAAUAAACAUUAUUUAUUUUAAAUGGUUUAUUGAUAUACAGGAGCGGUUAAUUUCAUUUACUGUAAUCUCUAUCUCUCAGUUUCCCUUUCUGUUUACAUUGAAAGAUUUGAUUGUAAUCUAAUCCAACCCAUAAACCAGAAUGCUCUCGUGAUUCAAAGAAACAGUUCCCUCUAGUGGUAAAAAUAAAUAAAUGAAACUAUAUUUGUAAGCCAUAAAUCAAGAAGAAAAAAAGAACACAUCACAAGAUAAACCAGAUUGUUUUAAAGCUAUUAUGGUACUUUUUUAUUAAAUAACAAAAGCAUUUAUCUAGUAUAUUAGGUUCUACAGUUAAAUGGUGAUGAAAAGAUGAUGUAAUCCCAGUGUUUUCAUGCCUUUGAGUUAGUUCAGAAAUUCAGAAACAUAUGCAUGAUAUGAGUUUAUUCAAAAUGUGAAACAAUUACAAUAGGAUGUUUCAUCUUAUAUCUUUUUGAUUAGUACAUUUGUUAGUUAUUGUAUAUGUGUGUUGUGCAUUCAUUGUUUUUCAUAGUCUAUGUUUAAAUCCAAAUGCAUAUUUUUUUAUCAGAAGACUGCACAUUUUCGCACAGACCAUUCUGCCUAUAGAAAUCACAUCCUCUAGUACAAAAACAGGAAGGUGUUCUUAACAUUAUUUCCUUAUGAAUUGUAUUGACACAGUGCCAGCUCAUGAGACAUUUUGUUAGUAUUUGGACUGGCUAUUAAAUGAUUUGAUUAAUAAUUUA